This is a messenger RNA of Populus nigra (black poplar), 889 nucleotides long. RefSeq lists its product as uncharacterized. The record is from RefSeq and is a predicted model, not a curated record. The transcript is spliced from 2 exons. The coding region runs from base 60 to 704 and encodes 214 amino acids. Lineage: Eukaryota; Viridiplantae; Streptophyta; Magnoliopsida; Malpighiales; Salicaceae.
GACCAAAACGGAAACAAAAGCCCCUACCCCCCACGCGUUGCCAUCUCCAACGAGUAAAGAUGGCCUCCCAAACCAGACCCAUCUCUAUCUCUAUCUCAAUUCUCCUUCUUUUCUUCUUUUCACCAUUAAUCAAAUCAUCCAGAGAAGGAGACCCAACUCCAGCACCAUGGCCUCACCAAUUCCACGCAAUUCUAUUCAUGAAUUACAGUGGAAUAAUUCAAAAGAUAGAUCUCUGGUACGAUUGGACUAAUGGUAGAAACUUCAACAUCAUACAACACCAACUAGGCAAGCUUAUGUAUGACCUUGAAUGGAACAAUGGUACUUCUUUCUUUUACACCUUAGAUUCCAACAAGGAGUGUUCCACCGCGCAUUUGGAGGUUGGAAUUCUUCGCCCUAAUUGGCUUGAUGGAGCUAAUUAUCUGGGUCAACGACACGUGGAUGGCUUUCUUUGCAACGUUUGGGAGAAAGUGGAUUUCAUCUGGUACUAUGAAGAUGUUAUCACCAAAAAGCCUGUUCAUUGGGUCUUUUACACUGGGAGGGAGGCUCAUGUCAUGACUUUUGAAGUGGGAGCUGCACUUGAAGAUGCAAAAUGGCAAGCUCCUGUGUACUGCUUCGGCAAUAUCCCAGAAGCUGGAUAUGCUAUCUCUGCUACUUCACGAGAGAAUUUGUUGGGUGGAGUUCUGAGAGGUUCCUUGGCACUUUGAGUAUAAAUGAUUUAUGUGUUUUUCUGUUAAGAUAGUGUGAUGAUGUUCAUCUUACUCAUAAUCAAUCAGUUCUUUAUGCAAUCACAUCAAUUGAUGGGGAGGCUUUCAAUAAUUUCUGCAUUUAAGUUUGUUUAGGCCAAAGCGUAAUUGCCAUGAAAGUAAUACAUGGGUUGCUUGGUGAUUAA